AUGUUUGAUAUUAUACAAACAGAUUGGCGUAAGCUCGUACAUGAUAUUGAAACAGCAAAACCAAAAUUGGACUCGCUAGUGUGGUCAGCUAUACCAAAUGAUUUACGAAAAAUGUUAAUAGAAAGAUUACAGCCACCUAAUCCAGAAUUAGCUAAACAAAUAACUGAUAUCAUGAGUUCAUCAACAUUACCUGUUGGGUGGGGUAAACAAUUAUUUCCUGAAUUAAUUAUCACACAAUCAUGCUCUGGUGCAGCAUUGCUACAUCAUAACGAUAAAUUAAAAAAUAUUCUUGGAUCUGGUGUUCAGUUAUGUGGAGAAUGUUAUAGUUCAACUGAAGGUGUACUGGGCAUUAAUUUAGGUUAUACAUCAUUAAAUCAAUUUACAUUUGCUGUGCGAUUUUUUGAACAUAGUGAAUUAAAUAAACUUUAUGAGGUAGUUAUAACAAACUAUAAUGGGCUUUAUCGUUAUCGUAUGGGUGAUAUCAUCAAAAUUAUCGACUAUCGUAAUGGAAAUUUACCGGUAUUUGAAUUGGUUUAUCGUCGUAGUUCGAUAUUGAAUCAUUUUGGUGAACAUGUAACUGAACAGCAAAUAAUUUCAACAUUACAGCGUUCUAUUAAACAAUUAAAUGAACAAUUGAAAACGAGUUUCAUAUUGGUUGAUUAUUGUGCCACAUCAGUUAAUGAAAACAAUUUAUUCUAUCAUCGCUUAUUUAUUGAAUUGAACCCACAACAGAGCAACGAUGCUAUAAUACUGGAUCAACUUUUAGGAUAUUUAUUUGGUCAUCAUAAUACCAAUCAAGAGUUAGAAAAUUCAUUAAAAAAUUUUGCUUUAUUUAUUGAUAAAGAUUUAUGCGACAGCAAUUAUUUUUAUUCUGAUGAACGUUUAUCUUCAAGAUUGCAAUCAUUAGAUAUACUUUUAUGCAAACAAGGAACAUUUAUUAAAUUAAAACAAGCUCAAAUGCUGGGUGGAGCAAGCAAUGAACAACUGAAAGUUCCACAUGUUAUACCAGAAACUGCUCAAAACUUAUUGAACCUUAUGGUAGUUCAUUCAAAGCGAAUUAAAGAAUAA
Messenger RNA from Didymodactylos carnosus, 1068 nucleotides. The record is from the annotation of a GenBank genome assembly. NCBI's taxonomy places the organism in Eukaryota, Metazoa, Rotifera, Eurotatoria, Philodinida, Philodinidae.